CAGGACAUGCUCAUCAUUUGUCUAUCUGUGUUCUUUUAUUAAAUCUCAUCUCGGACUUUCACGUAGAUGCAGAGAUCACCAGCCAGUUUCACACUUAAGGUUUUAUGACAAAAACCCCAAGGUAGAAAUUAGCGGAGCAAAUGAUUUCAGUCUUGUGAAGCAGGGCUGCUUUUCACGCGAACUUCUUUGUAGGUCAUAGGGGCAUUUAUGCUCGGUUUUCCAUAGUUUAUACGCCUUUGUGUUCAAAGGGAACACAUCCAGAUCUGAGAGGAAGCUCUUGGAGGUUCUUCUCCUUCUCACUCUCAAGUCCCUCCAUAUUUUUUGGCGUCGCCUCCGAGUCAUAGCAGCCAUGUGGGAGUUCCGGUCCAUGUCUUUUUGGCGGGCUGUGUUUGCCGAGUUCUACGGCACCAUGUUCUUUGUGUUCUUCGGGCUGGGAGCAGCUCUGCGCUGGACCACCGGGCCACACAACGUGUUCCAAGUCGCCUUCUGCUUCGGGCUGGCAGCUGCCACACUCAUCCAGUCCAUCGGCCACAUCAGCGGUGGCCACAUCAACCCAGCCGUCACGUUCGCCUACCUGAUUGGCUCCCAGAUGUCCCUGUUUCGUGCUUUCUUCUACAUCUGUGCUCAGUGCUUGGGCGCGCUGGCUGGAGCCGCGGUGCUGUAUGGGGUCACGCCAACCAACAUGAGAGGCAAUCUGGCCCUGAACACGCUUCAGCCAGGCAUCAGUCUGGGAAUGGCCACCACCAUAGAGAUAUUCCUGACUCUGCAACUCGUAGUCUGCGUCUUCGCUGUGACGGAUGAGAGGCGAAACGGGCGACUGGGGUCUGCUGCCCUGUCCAUUGGUUUCUCAGUGCUUGUGGGUCACCUGCUGGGGAUGUAUUACACUGGAGCUGGAAUGAACCCUGCCAGGUCUUUUGCCCCUGCUGUGUUGUUUAGGAACUUUAAUAACCAUUGGGUCUACUGGGUGGGUCCUCUGAUCGGCGGUGCUAUGGGCGCCCUGCUGUACGACUUCAUGCUCUUUCCACGCAUGCGCGGCCUGUCCGAGCGACUGGCCGUGCUCAAGGGCAACCGACCUUCUGAGGCCGAAGCCCAGCAGGAGACCAGAGGAGAACCGAUUGAGCUCAAAACACAAGCCUUAUAAACACUGCCAGGAAACUUUGAAUCUCUGAAGCAACACGUAACUUACAUACGAUCAUUUCACACACCUCAUCUUCACACACCUCCGACAUACCAACAAAGUUUGCCAUAGGGAGAAUCACACACACACUUCCAAAGGCAAUCGAGACACUAUAACCCCUUCCCAAGGACUAAGAAUGAGGGUAAGAUGACGACUUCCUGCUGAGGACUGCGCUCUGUACCUCCAGGUAUGGGGAGCGAGAUCAGGUGGCUAACGCCGCUCAGGGGCACCUCUGUCGUUUCUAGUCUACUAAGAGUGAACUACGCUAGAAGUGGACUUCUGCAUGCUUUCCAGUUUCACAGGGUUGAAAUCUCACACAUUCAUUUCAUUUUAGUUUAUUUUUUCUUUGAUUUUUCAGAGAUGUGACACGUGUACAAUAUUAUUAGCAUUUUGCAACAGAUUUCUUUACAUUUUACUUACAGUCGACAUUAUUCAGUUGUGCUUGGUGUGUGUGUGUGUUUUCCAGUUUGGCUCUUCCAUUUCCACCAUUCGCCUUGUGUUUGUAUCAAUGCGAUGUUCUUUUUUUCUAUCCCUCAAAAUGAAGGAAACAUUCUUUUAAAUCUUGGGUUAGGUGGAUGUUUAUUCACGACUAAAAUCUUCAUAAAUCCUUUGGGAAUUUGGAUCCCU
Messenger RNA from Pimephales promelas (fathead minnow), 1804 nucleotides. It is a transcript of the gene mipa, whose product is annotated as major intrinsic protein of lens fiber a. NCBI's taxonomy places the organism in Eukaryota, Metazoa, Chordata, Actinopteri, Cypriniformes, Leuciscidae. Gene Ontology annotation, cellular component: plasma membrane. The record is from RefSeq and is a predicted model, not a curated record. Gene Ontology annotation, biological process: transmembrane transport; water transport. Gene Ontology annotation, molecular function: water channel activity.